AUGGUUUCUUCUCCACCCCUUGCACCCACUUUACGAGUUCCAGAUAUUCCUGAUUCUGUUCACCCACCCAUUCCCGGGGAGAAUCACCGUUAUUACGGCAAUAUCCAUAAAAAACAGGUAAAACUCCCCACUAAUACCAACACUCAGACUUCUCGUGCUUCUCGAAAUGACAUUGAUGGUUCUGUGGAAAAUGACAUGACUAUUCAUGAAGCAACUGCCGCCGGAAACAUGGCUAGAGUUAAGGAAUUGCUUGAUCCUCGUGGUUCCGGUGAAACUACUUCCUCUUUCUUACUUGCUAACGAAGCAAGCCCAUCUUCUGGUUUAACUCCACUACAUUAUGCUGCCUCGCGUGGCCACCUAGAAAUCGUACAGUGGUUAAUUGCCGAUGCUGGCGCUAUUGUAGAUCUUGAAGACCAAACCGGUGAGACAGCUCUUCUGAAAGCCUCUUACACUGGACAUGCUGCUGUUGUGGAUUGGCUUUUGCAAAAGACUGCCAAUGUUGAACAAAAAGAUAACGAUGGAUGGACUGCCUUACAUAAUGCUUCUGCUCAGGGUUACUUAUCGAUUGUUAAACAUUUAUUAGAGAAUGCUAAUGCCGAUGUGGAUGUUAAAAGCAACAAAGGGCAUACUCCAUUAAGUGAGUUAGAUUAUCUCCAAUUGAAUGCUGCAUCAAAGGGGCAUGUUGAUAUCGUCGAAUAUCUGUUAGAUCGUGGUAAUGCAAAUCCACUUAUUAAAAAUAGUUUUGGAGAAACCGCAUAUGAUGCGGCUGCUACCUCUCAAGAAGUAUAUAUUUGUGAAUUGCUAGAAAAAGCUGAACGUGAAUGGUGGAAGGGUAAAAAACCAGUGCCAGAAGCGUCCUCCUUAAACGACCUAAUGCAUAUACCAGAUACGAGUCAACCAUAUGAUCUUUAUUCAUUUCACAUUACAGUACCCGUUGUUCUUCAUGAAAAUCAACGAUCAUCAGCAUCUUUUGGUCUAUCUAUUCGUGGCCCUUCAAAAUAUUCGGCUAAUAGUCUCUUGAAAAGUGAUGUUCGUGGUCCUUGGUCCCACCAUCCUAGUGGGAAACCUCAAUCUAAGGAAAAUUGGCAAAUUGAUCUUACUCAUCCACGUGUAGACGCACAAGGGUGGCAAUACUCUAAAAACUUUGAUGAUCCUGACGUAAUUUGGACUGCAUCGCCACAAUCAAACAGUAGUGGUUGGGUCCGAAGGAGGAGAUGGGUGCGUGUUAUGAAACGUCGUGUGGAUAUCACUGAAAGUGGAUUACAGCUUGUUUCAAGUAGUGAAAACGAUCCUCCGGAUUAUAUUGAAAAGGCUGAAUCUAUUGUUAAAAAAAAUUCUGAUAAUAAUAGUAAAGGAAAGGCCGUUGACCUUUCAUACUCUGACCAGCUUGCAAGGUAUAAAGAAGCGAUUGAAAUUUUAUCAUCAGGAAUUAAAAAAGCCAUAUCUCUAGUUAGAAGCUUUAUGCAACAUGCAGAAUAUUUAGAGAAUAUGGUAAAGGGAAUGGGAAUUGAUGCUCCUCCACGAAGUCCAAGUCUCCAUGAUGUUCCAAUAACUCCAAAUUUGUCAAAGUCUCCGUCCCCAACUCCAACACCAUUUCGGUCAGAUAUAUUACCAAAGUCCCCGAAAAUAACUGAUACGGGUAUAAUUACUAAUCUUAGAGCACCAUCAACUGCAAGCUUUGAGACGAUCGAGAAUCCUUGGAACAAUGCUGUUCAAAGUGAAGAUGUCGGUAUUACUCAACCAUCGAUUUAUGAGAACCAAAUUGUGUCCCCCACCAGAGUACAUCCUCAAACAAGUGUCAACAUGACGAAUGUCCCUGGACAUUCUAUAUCUACGGGUUAUAAGUGGGAAAAUGAUGAAGAUGUAAAUGAGCGAUGCGGACAAGUAGUGUGCGCUAAAUGUUCCAGUGCACGAGUUCAUUUGCCACCUCAACAGGUUCUCUAUAAUCCCUCUGGAAAUGGUGAAGCCAGCCAAACUUCUCAGUCCCAUCGCGUCUUCACAUCAACUACAUUGACCGGAGGUGCAUCAUCUGUUAGUAACAGCAGACGUAUGAGUAAUAGUUCAACCAUGACUGAAUGCCCUGCUUGUAGCAUAUCGUUAAGCAAAGUUGGAGGAAAACCUGCCCAAGAAGAACACGUCCGGAACUGUUUAGAAAACAAGAAUGGAAAUAGCGUUAGCGGUUAUAAAUAUGUGGAUGCAUUAUGUUAUCUUUUAGAAGUAGACGAUGAAGUUCGAAUAAUGUUAGAUUGCGGGUGGAAUGAUGAAUUUAAUGUAGAAGAUUUAAAACAUUUGAGAAGAGUCGCUAAGCAGGUUGACGCACUUCUUCUCUCGCAUCCUGAUCUUUCACACUUGGGAGCUUAUCCCUAUGCAUAUGGACAUUUUGGGCUUUCGUGUCCUGUGUACGCGACAGUACCGGUAGUUCACAUGGGACGGAUGUGCAUGUAUGAUAUUUUUCAAUCAAAGGUGAAUGAAGCUAAAUUUGACACUUUUGCAUUGGAUAAUGUCGAUGCUGCAUUUGAAAAAGUGAAUACAUUAAAAUAUUCACAGCCAAUGGUGUUGGGAGGUAAAUAUGGGUAUAAAGAACUUUCCAAAUAUCCAGGACCUAAAGUUGUCCUUGCAAGUAACUCUAGUUUGGAUACAGGAUAUGCACGAGAUCUUUUACUUGAAUGGGGAAUAUCUGAAUCAAAUGCUCUCAUAUUGACUGAUAGGGGAUCACCUAAUUCGUUGGCAAGAAAAUUAUAUAAUGAAUGGGAUAGGCUUAGUCAGUCGAAUGAUGGGCCUGUUAAGCCUUCUGUUAAUUUAAAUUUGACAAUGAAUCUUUUGGUAUGUCAAACUUUACGUCCUCGAAGCUAUGAUAAACAAUUUAAAUUUUUUACCACGUUAUUAACUAUUAAUAUAGAUAAAGAAGAAGAAUAUAAGUCUGAGCUUCGUAAAAGGCAAGAACGUGAAGCAGCACAAGCAGCUUUGAUUGCAAAAAGUUUAUCAAUAAUAGAGGAUGAUGAAUCAGAUGAAUCAGAAUCUGAGAUAGGAGAUACAGAUAUAGAAGAGUUACUGUCCAAGCAUUUUGAUCUUUAUGUACGUGAUGCGACGAAAUACGGAGGAUUCUUUAAACAGACUCAGAGCUAUUUAAUGUUUCCUUAUGUUGAAAAAAGAAAAAGAUAUGAUGAUUACGGAGAAAUUAUACAAGUGGAUCAGUUCGCUAGGGGAAUUGGAGAUGAAAAUGCAGGAAAUAUUGAUGUCAAUGGAGAUAAAGUUGAUAUGAGUAGUGAUAAAGAUGAAAUUCGACGAAUAUUUUUUCCGGAGUCAAAUGUUCCAACAAAAUACGUAUCUUAUGAACAUGAAAUUAAAUUUAAAUGCCAAGUGAGAUUUAUUGAUUUAGAAGGAACAAAUGAUGAAGCAACUAAUGAUUUUGCCCAAAGUUGUCUGGCGAUAAGAUCAAUGACGCGAGAUAUUUACACACCUGAUGUUGGAGAAGUUUUAAAUGUAUCAGCUGCUAUAAAUUUUUAUCAGGUUAAAUUAACCGAUGCUUUAGUUAGCUCCUUAAAACUUUCAAAGCUUGAAGAUUAUGAUAUUGCAUUUGUAAACGGAAAAAUAUCCUUUCCACCUGAUUCUUCUUUACCAGUAUUGGAUGUGGUGCCAAUAGAAGAACUAAGUUCUGGGACUCAUAAUCCCGUCUUUGUUGGUGAAGUUAAGCUAACAGAAUUGAAACGCGUAUUGCAGUCAGAAGGCAUAACAGCAGAAUUUAAAGAUGAAGGAGUACUAGUGUGUAAUGAAAAAGUUGCUGUCCGAAAGACUCCGAACGGGCAAUUAAUUUUGGAAGGAUCAUUAUCCGAUGAUUAUUACAAAAUCAGAUCAAUAAUAUAUGCACAGCAUGCUAUUUUAUAG
Messenger RNA from Racocetra fulgida, 3885 nucleotides. NCBI's taxonomy places the organism in Eukaryota, Fungi, Glomeromycota, Glomeromycetes, Diversisporales, Gigasporaceae. The record is from the annotation of a GenBank genome assembly.